Messenger RNA from Moneuplotes crassus, 1938 nucleotides. Lineage: Eukaryota; Ciliophora; Spirotrichea; Euplotida; Euplotidae. The record is from the annotation of a GenBank genome assembly.
UUGCUAUAAUUAUUGAAUUUAUUCACAAAUGAAACAUAAAAAUCAGAGUACGCCCAUUGAGAAAUCUGAGGGGAGGAAACGAUCUAUUGUAAAACUGAAAAGAAUGGGGGUCAAAAACAAAAUUUCAACUGUACUUAAUAAAUCUAAAAGAAAAGAUAUUCAAAGCGAUCAAUAUGACCCAAGAGAGGAUGAUAGUCUCCCUAACAUCAGUGGGCUUCCUAGAUCAAGGAAUUCCCAAAAUAGCAAUCCAGGGGGAUUUCAGUCAGCAAUAAUUGAGAAAGGAUUACCAAAAAUUUCGAAGGAGGACACCAUCCAGACACUAACCAAUCGGAAAGUUCCAAACUCAAAAGACAUUCUGUGUCGAAAUAUUCAAAAUCUGAGAAAUGUGAUGAACAAUUCGAAAUAUUAAAAGAUAGAAAAAGGCAGGUUCUUAACCGCAUGUUAGAGGAACGAAAACUGCUUGAAAAAGGGUUCAACGCCACUUUGAUAGAGACUGAGGAUAUCCAUGUCCACCGAAGAUCAAUGGAGGACAUUUAUAAUCAUAAGAUUAAGCAAUGCUCUAAAAUUAUAAAGGAAAAAGGAAAUUACUAUCCUCCAGAACUCAAGGAAGCCAUUUAUGAUAAGAUUAAACCUAUUUUUGAAAGAACCCAGAAGGUUAUUGAGCGUAGCAGAAUUGAGCAGCAACCAAAGGAGAUGCCACGCAAGGAGACACCUAGGAAAAAACACCUCAAAAAGAAAAUCAAAAAGAGGAGCAAGAAGAUAAGCAAGACUAAGAAUAAUAUUAUUUUCAAACAGCUUAAAGAAUCCCAAAUCGAGAAGGAGGAAGAUUUCCCAAUUAAAUCUCACUGGCCUUCAAAUUGGAGGUUUAAAGGAAACCUUCCUGAUGAAACUACUAAGUCAGAAAGUUCACACGCGGCUAAAUAACUUGAGAUUACAUUACCAGGAUCUGUUUAGGAAGAUUAGUUUACGAAUUAUUCAAGUAAUGAGACCCAACUCGAUUAAAACUCAAAACUACUCUAAAGGAGAUUAUGUAGAAAUCCCUAAUUCAAUAGAGCAGAAACUCCCUGAUAAGACCAUUUUAGAGGUCAAAAGUGUAAAUGCAACGAAUGCUUGUAAAACACAAAGGGAUUUUGCAAUUAAAGAAAAAACCAUAAGGGAUGAGAAACGAACUUACUCAAUUCCCUUAAAGUCUUCUCCUUCAGAGAAUCAAUUCACCAUGCUAAAGUCACAAUCGCACUUCCUGACUCAUCAGGCCGGGGAGAGGAAGGAUAAAUUAAAAGCUGUUGGAACUUUAGCUGGUAAAAACAAGAUUAAUAGAGUUUAUUUGGCAAAACCAAGCAAGAAAACUCCUAAAAUAUCCACUGAGAAGUUCAGGAGGCGGUUUGGUGUUGAUCCGGAGAAGAUAGAAUCAGGCAGGGUCAAAAUAGAUAAAGAAUACCUUGGAGAAGAAGUCCCAAAGGAGCUGCAAAAGAUCCAAUUUGAAGAUCCUAAAUAUAAACUAGGAUUUGGUAGACGAAGCUAUUCACAAGGUGAUAUUUCACAUUUAUUUAAUGAAAUAUCAUCUAUAAUGGAGAAUGCUAUGAAUCCUGAUACUGAGGCAAUCAAGGAGGAGGAUGAUACAACCUCUAAGGGUAGCUCACCUAAUCAUCCUGAAAUACUUUCAAAAUCAUGAAGUAGCCUAUACAGUUCAUUCACAGACUCAGAAAAGAGUAACAAAGGAAUGAAAAUCACAACGCGUAUUCCUAAAGCUACAAAUAAAGAUUUUGCAAACUUGAUUGAGAAACUUCGAGAUUUGCUAGAUAAUAAUGAGGAUAAAGUUGUCUCAGAUAUUCAAAGAGUGAACAAUCACAAUUGGAAACACUUAUGAAGAUAUUACGACCAAAAAAUAAAGGCAAUUAUGGAUUCUGAGAUAUAAAUUCAAUAUAAAUGAUAAGCUGC